AAGUAAAAUCUGUCAGUUCAGGAGCUGGUCCUAUUCUUAUGUCACACCUAUAUUGUAAUGGAGAUGAGUCAUCACUUCUUGAUUGCUCUCAUCAGUCUUGUUAUAUAUCAUCAUGCAACUAUAAUGAUGCCGGAGUGACUUGUGAAAAGCCCUGCAUUGAUGAAAGCAUUAGACUUCAUUCAGGAACUCUUGGCUUACCUCAGCAAAUAGAAGUGUGCAUUAACAAUACAUGGUUCACAAUAUGUAAUUAUCACUGGACAAAUACAGAAGCUAGUGUAGUUUGCUCAGAAUUGGGUUAUUCGCCUUAUGGUGCUUGGGCAAGUAAUAGUCAAUAUUCUCAAAGUUUUUGGCCAAUUGGAUUUUAUGCAGUUUACUGUAAUGGGAGUGAAGAUAGUAUUUUUAAUUGUUCAUAUUCUGUAACCAGUGUAGCUGGAUAUAGUUGUUCACAAUCACAGCAGGCUUCAGUUAAAUGUCAAUCAAUAACAACUGAGUAUGUGAACUGCACUAAUGGGGAUUUGAGAUUAGUUGGAGGACAGACAAUGAAUCAAGGAAGUGUCCAAAUUUGUUACAACAAUGCCUGGACUUAUUUGUGCAGUGGAUGGUAUUGGGGUACUACUGAAGCUAAUGUAGUAUGUGGAGAGCUUGGAUUUCAUUCUUAUGGCUCAGUGGCAUUUGCAUACAAUCAGUUCAAUGCUCCUGAAGAUUAUUCAUUUGUUUAUGGAUACUUUGAUUGUUCUGGCUCUGAAACAAGACUAUUGGAUUGCUACAUGAGAUCAAACUACUUAAGAUAUUGCUACUCUAAUUAUAUAGCUGGUGUCACAUGUCGUGACAUUGAUGAGUGCCAACAAGGUAUAUCAGGAUGUUCUCAAGUGUGUACUAACACUAUUGGCAGUUACUUGUGUAGUUGUAAUGCUGGAUACAAGCUGAGCAAUGAUAGUCACAUGUGUAUAGAUAUCAACGAGUGUCUUCAAGGACUCUGCGAUCAAAACUGUACAAAUACUAAUGGUAGUUAUACUUGCAAUUGCACAGCUGGUUUCACACUAAAUAGUGAUGGUCACUUGUGUGAUGAUAUUAAUGAAUGUCUUACUGACAAUGGUGGUUGUGGUGACUCUACUUGUGUCAAUACUAAUGGUAGCUACUCUUGUUCUUGUCAGCCUGGUUAUACGUUAGAUGCUGAUGAACACAAUUGUACAGAUAUCAAUGAGUGUCUUAUUGAUAAUGGUGGGUGUAGUUAUACAUGUACAAACACACUUGGAAGCUACACAUGUGAUUGUAGUACUGGUUACUCAUUUGAUCCUAUUGAACUGAAUUGCACUGAUAUUGAUGAGUGCUCUAUUGCUAAUGGUGGCUGUGAGAAUGAAUGUACAAAUACAGAUGGAAGCUUUUACUGUUCAUGUUUUUUCGGUUUCCAGUUAAACAACAAUGUUUUCUGUUCAGAUAUCAAUGAGUGUUCCCAAAACAUUUCAAACUGUUCUCAAGUGUGCAUUAAUACUGUUGGAAGUUUUCAGUGUAGUUGUUAUACUGGAUAUGUAUUGUCAUCUGAUGGUUAUAACUGUGAUAUGGGCACUGAUAGUGGUUGCUUAGGGGCAGAUACUUGUAAUCAGCAGUGUACCAACUCUCCUGGAUCACCUGAUGGUUUUAUUUGUUUAUGUUAUUCUGGAUUUGUACUCAGCAGUGACAACCAUACUUGCCUGGAUAUUAAUGAGUGUGGUAAUUCAAAUGGGAGUUGUGAUCAAACCUGUCUAAACACACAAGGAUCCUAUUAUUGUUCUUGUUUAGAUGGGUAUAGUUUGGACACUGAUGGAUUUAAUUGUUCAGAUGUUGAUGAAUGCAGUAUCAAUAAUGGAGGUUGUGAGCAACUAUGUAACAAUACUAUUGGGAAUUAUACUUGCUCCUGCAAUGAUGGAUUCAAUCUUGUAGCUGGAAAAUUUUGUUCUGAUAUCAAUGAGUGUAACAUGAAUAAUGGUGGUUGCCCACAUACCUGUCACAAUACUGCUGGAAGCUUUUACUGCUCAUGUACACCUGAAGACAAUUGCACAAAUAUUGAUGUGAAUGAAUGCCUAGUUAACAAUGGAGGCUGUGAGCAGUUUUGUCACAAUACAAUUGGUAGUUAUUACUGUACAUGCAAUAACAGCUAUACACUCGAUGCUAACAAGCAUGGCUGUAAUGAUAUUAAUGAAUGUGUUACUGGCGAUAAUGUCUGUAAUCAGAACUGUAUUAACACCGAUGGAUCUUAUUUAUGUUUUUGUAUGACUGGUUAUCAUCUGAUGGAAAAUCAAAAAAUAUGCACAGAUACAAAUGAAUGUCUGCUGAAUAAUGGUGGUUGUUCUCAGUUGUGUGUUAAUAGUCUUGGUAGCUAUCAGUGUAACUGUGGGAAUGGAUAUCAACUGAAUAAUAACCUGAUUGAUUGUGAUGAUAUCAAUGAGUGCACUAAUGGUACAGAUUUAUGUGAACACAAUUGCUAUAACACUAAUGGUAGUUAUGUCUGUGACUGUGAGCCAGGUUAUCAGCUAUCAAAUGGACUUACAUGUUCUGAUAUCAAUGAAUGUGUUGCUAAUAAUGGAGGCUGUGCUCAAGUGUGUGUUAAUCAAGUUGGAUCAUAUUAUUGUCAAUGUAACAAUGGAUAUACUCUUGAUGAUGAUGCUCAUGGAUGCUCUGAUUUUAAUGAAUGUGUUGAUAAUGUCGAUGCUUGUGAGCAAUUGUGUCACAAUUCUAAUAGUUCUUACACCUGUUCAUGUAAAUCAGGAUAUAGAUUAGCAGAUAAUAAUAGAACUUGUGAUGAUAUCAAUGAAUGUUCUGAAGGAUUGUCCAACUGUAACCAGUUGUGUCUUAAUACACCUGGAAAUUAUACCUGUACUUGUUAUACUGGGUUUAUUUUGAGCAAUGAUGGUCACAUGUGUCAAGAUAUCAAUGAGUGUAAUACAUUGAAUGGAGGCUGCUCUGAUUUAUGUAACAACACAAUUGGUAGCUUUUAUUGUUCUUGUGACACUGGUUACUCUUUGACCACUGAUAAAUAUAACUGCACUGAUGUCAAUGAAUGUUUAAUAUCCAAUGGUGGGUGUGCAUACUCUUGUAUUAAUACAGCUGGUAGCUAUUACUGUACUUGUGAAUCUGGUUACUCCUUGAAUACUGAUGGACACACUUGUGAAGAUAUUGAUGAGUGUACAAUUAAUAAUGGAAACUGUGAACAGCUGUGUAUCAAUAGCAAUGGGAGUUAUUGGUGCUCUUGUCUCAGUGGAUACACAUUGGACACUAACAGUAUGAACUGCACUGAUGAUAAUGAAUGUGAUGACAGCAAUGGAGGAUGUGAACAAAUAUGUACUAAUAACGAAUCAUCCUAUCAGUGUUCAUGCAGUGAAGGGUUCAGACUAUACAAUAAUUAUUAUUGCUCAGAUAUUGAUGAAUGCACUGAAGGAACCAGUAACUGCAGUCACCUGUGCUUCAACACAGUUGGUAGCUAUGCUUGUCAGUGUCUGUUUGGAUAUCAACUUAAUGCUGAUAACCACGCUUGUAUUGAUGUUAAUGAAUGUGUAACAAAUAAUGGAGGAUGUGAUCAAUUUUGUACUAAUACAAUGGGGAGUUAUGAAUGUAGUUGUUAUCCUAGAUAUGUUUUGAGUUCUAAUGGUCACUCUUGCCUAGAUACAGGUGAUUGCUUGGGAAGACUCAUUUGCAAUCAAGUCUGCUUUAAUACUAUUGAAAGCUUUGCCUGUGCUUGUUACACAGGAUACAUGCUUAGCAGUGAUGAUCAUACAUGCAUAGAUAUUAAUGAGUGUGAUGAUUCAAAUGGAGGCUGUGAACAAACUUGCCAGAACACAGAAGGAUCUUAUAACUGUUCAUGCUUCAAUGGAUACAGUUUAAAUGCUGAUAAAUUCAAUUGUUCAGAUGUUGAUGAGUGCAGUUUUAAUAAUGGUGAUUGUGAGCAUGUGUGUACAAAUGCUGUUGGAAGUCACAUAUGUUCCUGCCACUCUGGCUAUGUCCUUUCUGGAGGAAAAUUUUGCUCAGAUGUUAACGAGUGUGCAACAAAUAAUGGAGGAUGUGGUCACAUUUGUACUAAUACUAUUGGUAAUUAUACUUGUUCUUGUGAUCUUGGAUAUCAACUAGAGGCUGAUGGACACAAUUGCAUAGAUGUUAAUGAAUGCAGUAUCAAUAAUGGAGGUUGUGAACAACUAUGUAACAAUACUAUCGGGAAUUAUACUUGCUCCUGCAACGAUGGGUUCAAUCUUGUAGCUGGAAAAUUUUGUUCUGAUGUCAAUGAAUGUUCUGAGGGAUUGUCAAAUUGUAACCAGUCAUGCUUUAAUACACUUGGUAGCUAUACCUGUACUUGUUAUGCUGGAUUUAUUUUGAGCAAUGAUGGUCACAUGUGUCAAGAUAUCAAUGAGUGUAAUACAUUGAAUGGAGGCUGCUCUGAUUUAUGUAACAAUACAAUUGGUAGCUUUUAUUGUUCUUGUGACACUGGUCACUCUUUGACCACUGAUAAAUAUAACUGCACUGAUGUCAAUGAAUGUUUAAUAUCCAAUGGUGGGUGUGCAUACUCUUGUAUUAAUACAGCUGGUAGCUAUUACUGUACUUGUGAAUCUGGUUACUCCUUGAAUACUGAUGGACACACUUGUGAAGAUAUUGAUGAGUGUGCAAUUAAUAAUGGAAGCUGUGAACAGCUGUGCAUCAAUAGCAAUGGGAGUUAUUGGUGCUCUUGUCUCAGUGGAUACACAUUGGACACUAACAAUAUGAACUGCACUGAUAUCAAUGAGUGCGAGCCUUUUAAUGGAGGUUGUAAACACUUUUGCACUAAUACCAAUGGCAGUUACACUUGUUCUUGUAAUUCUGGAUAUCGGCUAGAAAUUGAUUUGCAUACUUGUACAGAUAUCAAUGAAUGUGAUGAUGAGAGCAAUGGAUGUAAUCACACUUGUAUCAAUACACAAGGAAGUUAUGAGUGUCAUUGCAUGGAUGGAUUCAAUAUAAGAAAUAACCAAUGCCAAGAUAUUGAUGAAUGCAAUAAUACAAACGGUGGUUGUCAGCAGUUGUGUACAAAUACAUUUGGAAGCUAUUACUGUUCCUGUAAUACUGGCUUUAAUCUAAGAGACAACUAUUUCUGUGCAGAUAUAGAUGAGUGUUCUACUGGUACCAAUAAUUGUAGUCGCAAAUGUGUCAAUGAAAUUGGUUCAUUUCACUGUGAGUGUUUAUCUGAUGAGGUAUUGUCUGAUGAUAGAGUUAGUUGUAAAGUAGCUGGUGGUACUUCAAAUGCCAAUACUUCAAACCAACUUGAAAACUCUUUGUACUACACUGUACCAUUGCUUAUUAUAUCACUUUUAGUUAUCUUUGUACUAAUAAUAAUAUUAGUGAUUGUGGUUCUUAAUAAAAGAAAGAAGAAAUUAGAAUAUAACUUGUACAGUGAUGCUCCAUCCUUCAAUAACAGAAUGUAUGGAGCAGAAGUGUAUACAAAAAGUAAAGAGGACAAUGAAAAAAUUUAUGAGGAAAUGAAAUAAACAUUAUGAAAAACAUUUUUACAUUGUUUUUUGCUAAUUUUAUUUGCUGCUAUCAUACACACAUGCAUUUACUGUUACAGAGCUAUUUUUGUAAUUUUUGACCUCAUUUGCUUUUAUUGUUUUACUUUUAUCGAUGUGUUCUAAGAGCCCUCAGCUGAGUACACA
Amphimedon queenslandica is the source of this 5648-nucleotide messenger RNA. RefSeq names its product fibrillin-1-like. Gene Ontology annotation, cellular component: membrane. Lineage: Eukaryota; Metazoa; Porifera; Demospongiae; Haplosclerida; Niphatidae. Gene Ontology annotation, molecular function: calcium ion binding. The transcript is spliced from 43 exons. The record is from RefSeq and is a predicted model, not a curated record. The coding region runs from base 39 to 5483 and encodes 1814 amino acids.